This is a messenger RNA of Lacerta agilis (Sand lizard), 4029 nucleotides long. It is a transcript of the gene SLITRK2, whose product is annotated as SLIT and NTRK like family member 2. The record is from RefSeq and is a predicted model, not a curated record. The coding region runs from base 646 to 3219 and encodes 857 amino acids. The transcript is spliced from 3 exons. Gene Ontology annotation, cellular component: membrane; glutamatergic synapse. NCBI's taxonomy places the organism in Eukaryota, Metazoa, Chordata, Lepidosauria, Squamata, Lacertidae. Gene Ontology annotation, molecular function: protein binding. Gene Ontology annotation, biological process: positive regulation of synapse assembly; axonogenesis; regulation of presynapse assembly.
CCCCCAACUCGGUCCAAGGCGAGUCUGCCAAAAGGCUGCCCAUUCAAAGUGCUUUGGCAGCCGUCGGAGCUGGAGAGCGAGAAGCGAGCGCUGCUGCCUGCUUCUCCCGGUUGCCCACGCCUCGUCUACCGUUUCCUCCCAGACUUGCCUAUCCCAGCAGUCGAUUCAGCAGGGGAGGCUUUGCAAAGGUCCCGCUGAGCAUCCCCCGGAGAGAGAGUCACAGAGGAGGGGGGGAGAAGCAUCCCGUCCGUGGUCCUUCCUUACCUUCUUGCGAGGCGCUCUUUUCGCUUCCUCCGGCUCCCAGGCGAGGAUGCUGAAGGCGUCGUGGCUGCGCGAAGAGGCGAAGGAGGGCAGCCUCCGCUCCUCCUGAUGAUAUUUAUUUAUUGAAGGGGUGGAAGAGGAUAUGAUGCUUCCUUUGGAUUUCCCCUUCCCUGAACUAGAGGUGCAAAAAUAAUAAUGCUGGAAUAGGUUUUAGAAAAGAUUGAGUGAAGAGAGCAAAGAAGGUCAAAAGGUUUACAACAGCAAGGUCUACAGACAUCAAACAUGUGGUGAGAGAAGUGGGGUGGGAUUCAGUUCCCACCCCCAAUAACCAUCUAUGUCAGGUUUGCCUGUCCGCGCAGAAGCUGGGCUGGACGGAGCAUAAAGAUGCUGAAGGGUGCUUGGCUGCUCAGUGUCUUCACAGUGGCUGGGAUCUUGCCGACAGAGAGCCGCAAGCCUGCCAAAGACAUUUGCAGCAAGAGCCGCUGCCCUUGCGAGGAGAAGGAGAACGUGCUGAACAUUAAUUGCGAAAACAAGGGAUUUACGACCGUCAGCCUCCUCGUGCCGCCGCCAUCCAAGAUCUGCCAGCUCUUCCUCAAUGGCAAUGCCUUCACUCGCCUCUACCCAAAUGAGUUUGUCAACUACUCCAACGCAGUGACCCUGCACCUGGGCAACAACGACAUGCAGGAGAUCCGAGCUGGGGCCUUUGUAGGCCUUCGGACCCUUAAGAGGCUACACCUCAACAACAACAAGCUGGAAACCCUACGAGAGGACACUUUCCUAGGCUUGGAGAGCCUGGAAUACCUUCAGGCUGACUACAACUACAUCAGCGCCAUCGAGGCCGGGGCUUUCAGCAAGCUCAACAAACUGAAAGUCUUGAUCCUGAAUGACAACCUCUUAUUGUCACUGCCCAGCAACGUGUUCCGUUUUGUCCUGCUAACUCAUUUGGACCUCAGAGGGAACAGGCUGAAGAUGAUGCCAUUUGCUGGAGUCCUGGAACACAUUGGAGGCAUCAUGGAAAUCCAGCUGGAGGAGAAUCCAUGGAACUGUACCUGUGACCUCCUCCCUCUCAAGGCUUGGCUGGACACCAUCACUGUCUUUGUAGGGGAGAUAGUCUGCGAGACCCCAUUCCGGUUGCAUGGCAAAGAUGUCACCCAACUCACAAGGCAGGAUCUUUGCCCACGAAAAAGUGCAGGUGACUCCAACCAGAAGGAGAAGCAUUCCUCCCACUCUGACACACAUGCCCAGAGAUUCCCCCCAACAACUAAUUCUGCCGUUGGUGCCACCAGAGCCCCGAAAUCCAGUCGCCCACCCAAAACAAGGAACCGCCCAACUCCACGGGUCACAGUAUCUAAAGACAGGCAGAUCUUUGGGCCUAUCAUGGUUUACCAGACCAAGUCCCCUGUGCCACUCACUUGCCCAAAUGGCUGCGUCUGCACUUCUCAAAGCUCUGACAGUGGGUUGAAUGUCAACUGCCAAGAGAAAAAAAUUGGCAACAUCUCUGAUCUCCACCCAAGGCCCACCAGUCCAAAGAAACUCUAUCUCACAAGUAAUUACUUGCAAACUGUCUACAAAACAGAUCUCUUGGAAUACAGCUCAUUGGAUUUGUUGCAUUUGGGAAACAACAGGAUUGCAGUGAUUCAAGAAGGUGCCUUCUCUAACCUCACCAGUUUACGCCGACUCUAUCUCAAUGGUAAUUACCUUGAGAUCCUGUACCCUUCCAUGUUUGAAGGGCUGCAUAGCCUGCAGUACCUCUAUUUAGAGUAUAACGUUAUCAAGGAUAUCCUGCCACGUACCUUUGAUGCCCUGGGGAACCUUCACCUGUUAUUUCUGAACAACAAUCUGUUGAGGUCCCUGCCUGACAAUGUGUUUGGGGGCACAACUCUGACCAGACUCAACCUGAGGAACAACCAUUUCUCAUACUUGCCAGUGCGAGGGGUCCUUGACCAGCUUUCAGCUCUGAUUCAGAUUGACCUCCAAGAAAACCCUUGGGAUUGUACUUGCGACAUCAUGGGGCUGAGGAACUGGAUUGAAAGAGUUACAGAGCAAAACAACCAGCAGUUGGGGACCCCUGUCGUUAUUAAUGAAGUCAUCUGUGACUCUCCCACCAAGCAUGCUGGAGCACAUCUCAAGACCUUGAGCAAGGAGGCCAUCUGCCCUGAGAACCCCAAUCUGUUAGAUUCUUCUUUUCUGUUGCCAAAUCUGAACACAGACAUACCACAGGCCUUCAGUAUCUUUCCCAGCUCCUAUCCAGAAAUACGUACUGAAGUCCCUCUUUCUGUCUUAAUUUUGGGCCUUCUGGUCGUGUUUAUUUUGUCUGUCUGUUUCGGGGCUGGUCUGUUUGUCUUUGUUCUCAAACGUCGCAAGAGUAUGCCAAGCGUUCCCAGCAGUGCCAACAAUCUUGAUGUAAGCUCCUUCCAGUUGCAGUAUGGGUGCUACAAUAGCGAGGCGCACGAGAAAGCAGAAGGGCAUGUGUAUAAUUAUAUCCCACCUCCUGUCGGCCAGAUGUGCCAGAACCCUAUCUACAUGCAGAAAGAAGGCGACCCAGUGGCUUACUAUAGGAAUCUCCAUGAGUACAGCUACAGUAAUCUCGAGCCUAAGAAAGAGGACUCUGCCAGCCUAGCAUUUACAAUCACUGCAGCAGAAAUGCUGGAGAAACAGGGCUUUUCGAGGGAACCAGAGUUGCUGUAUCAAAACAUAGUGGAGAGGGUCAAGGAGUUGCCCAGUGGAAGCCUGGUCCAUUAUAACUUUUGCACCCUCCCCAAAAGACAGUUCACACCUUCCUAUGAGUCGAGGCGACAAAACCAGGACAGGAUAAAUAAAACAGUUUUGUACGGGACUCCCCGGAAAUAUUUUUCAGAGCAAUCCAAACCUGAACUUCCUUUAUUGCAAGAGAAACUACAGACUGAACCAGACUACCUCGAAGUUCUGGAAAAACAAACUGCCAUAAGUCAGCUGUGAAGUGGAGCCGGGGUUGGGGAAGGCUGGGCUGAGGAUUCAUUUGCUGGGGGAGAAGUCUUAAAAAGAAAGAAAGAAAGAAAUGAAAGAAAGAAACCCAAUUCCGAACUUGACAGACCAAGGCAAUGUGUCAAAUCCUCAAGAGUUUCCACAUUUUAAAUUCUCAAACAACCCUUCUACAACGCCAGGGCUAUGAUGGGUGCUUUUCUUUUUCUGUUAUGUCCCCUUUAAGUUAUUGCUUGGAUUCCUCCACAUCCCAUCCCUCAGCCCUUUGGGAAUUGAGGCUGAACCAUAAUGUUUUUACAGGAGCAGUUUUGCCUACAUUUCUUUCCGUGGUGGGGGUGGGGACAUAGGACAGUGAAAGGAUGCUGGGGGGGAAGUUCCCCCCCCUCCCGUACACUUGAAAGGGAAUAGAUAUUCUCCAAAAUUUCUCUCCUCCCCAGACUUAGAACAUUUCUUCUCCCCCCCCACCCCCUUUUUUGUAAAUAAUAUUGUCAGUACAGCUCUUUCAAUUACCAAGUGCAGCCACACGGCGUCACUUCUUUUUUCCUUUUCCUUUUUGGCAUUAAAGUGCCUUUGCACUUUGAGUACCUUAUUACUUAAGUGUUGCGCUUAGCUUUGAGAAACCUGAAUCUAUUUUAAUGUGUUGUGUAUUUUUUUUUCUUUUUGAAAUUAUUUUAAAAAGAAGGAAAUGUAAAAAAAAAAAAAAGAUCUCUUACGUGUCGGCUGCAUUCAGCUGAAAGGGGCUGCUGUUUCACAGACAGCAAAAACCAGCCCGUCUUUGUUAAGUGAUUCUAGUUCAAAGGCUUUUUU